Messenger RNA from Zeugodacus cucurbitae (melon fly), 4218 nucleotides. RefSeq lists its product as uncharacterized. NCBI's taxonomy places the organism in Eukaryota, Metazoa, Arthropoda, Insecta, Diptera, Tephritidae. The transcript has 6 exons. Gene Ontology annotation, biological process: deadenylation-dependent decapping of nuclear-transcribed mRNA; P-body assembly. The record is from RefSeq and is a predicted model, not a curated record. Gene Ontology annotation, molecular function: RNA binding. The coding region runs from base 115 to 3168 and encodes 1017 amino acids. Gene Ontology annotation, cellular component: P-body.
CGAACGCUUCCGUCUAUUGUUCAAGUAAAGUGUAGGCAACCGUGGCAAGUAGUCAAUGGCGGCGGUGCAUAUAUGACAAAUGACAAUUUCGUGUGAAAUAAACAAAUUUUCCAAAUGGAUGAUUCUUUUUUUGGUUUCGACACAUCUGUACCGUAUGAAGAUCAUGGGGCUGGUGGUCAAAUCGCGGAACCUUCUGAAGAGGAGUAUGAUGCCCUUAACGAUGAAACAUUUGGAUCUGCUACUAAUGGAGAUUGGGAAGAAGCACAUGAAACCAUGGUGCGACUUACUGACUCCUCCGUUUCUGGUAGUAGCUACAAAGAUUCUUUGGAUGGUGUGAAACCAAAUAGUGGAAAGACUUUACCAUCCCAUCAAACAUCAUCGCCAUCAAAAUCAAAUUUCUCACGUGUUCGUUAUGUGGAGAAAUUCGCAGACUCAGAUUUGGAGUUAAAUUUAUCUACAAUGAAGUUGGAUGAUGUCGAUUUAAGAUUCGACGAUAAUGAGAGUUUAUCUGGAUUAAGUGGAAUAAAUUUAGAUCCAAGUGUUUGGGCUACAAAUCUAUUUAAAACCUCGAACAUCGUCAUAGAUGGUAGUGAUCAUUCACCAAUAUUUCAAUCUAGGGAAAGAUGUUCAGUAAUUGGACAGAAUGACGUGAAUAAUAGUGAUAACAAUUUUUUACGAGCACAAAAUGCAAAUAUAUUUGCACACCAUAUACAGUUGGAUAAAAAUCAAUGUACAGAUAUAAAACGGAUACAAAGGGAGCCGCCUCAACAGCUUGGUGGUCCGUAUGGCAUAGUACCAACUCCUAAAUUUUGUACCCUGGAGGAUAUUGAAAGAAAUAUUAUUAUAGAACAAAGUAUGCGAAAAAAUCAGGAUAACUAUUUACAACCCAAAGACCAACGAAAUCAGCAACAUCAAAAUCAAAAACAGCAUAUUCAACAGCAUAUAAACGACACACCAUCUUCAAGCACUCCUCCACCUCAACCACAUCAUAUACAACAAAAUCAAAUAAUGCAACAUCAACAAAAUCUUCAAAAACCUCAAGUAUCUCAAUUAAAAUGUCCUCCAGGUUUUCCUAAUCAAGGUCCCCCAAUGAGACCAAACCCUAAUUUUGCAAAUAAUUUGACACAGCAUCCAUUGGGCAAUUUAGUUCAUCAGCAGCAAGCGGGUGGUGGUGGCAAUCGACUUCCACCAGGAUUUUCUUUAUAUUCAGCAGGGUUAAGUCCGCAUAUGCAGCAACAAAACAAUCAUCAGCUACCCCCUCAUCCUAUACUAAAUCAACAUGGACUGCCACCUAAUUUUCCGAGACCACUGCCAAGCCCGCAUCUCCCAAUUGCGUUAAAUAAUUUCGCAAUGCAUCCCAAUUUUAAUGCUAUGCGUGCUGCUGCAGCUGUUGCUGGUAUUCAUCCGGCUUCUUUGGUACAACCCCCACCAACGGCACGCAUCGCGCCUCAUCCUCCAAACUCGGCAGUCUUGCUGAAUUCUCCGCAAUCGAAUUCUAUGUAUAAUAUGUUCAAUAUGCGUUUAGUUCAGGAAAUUCAACAAAAUCAUCCUCUUUUGCAAAAUGCUGCACGUCAAACACAACAACUACAACAAAAUAUUUCAAUGAACCCUCAUCAAAAUCUUCUACAACAAAGGUCAAAUAUUAGUGGAAUUAAUAAGUUAAUCCAUCAUCGGCGUGAAGGAGGAUCUGCAAAUGGAAACUUGCCACAUGAAGAGUUUGAUCAAUAUGCCAACUUAAUGAGUACACGAGACAAGCAUUGGCUAAUAGGUAUACAGCUCUCACAAUUAAACACGGAUACACCAUAUAUUGAUGACUUUUACUACACUAUAUAUCGUGAAAGAAAAGCUCUUCUUAAUGGCAACCUGGGCCUCAGUCAGGCGCAUAAAGACAACCAACUAAAUCAUCCACUAACACAACCCAAAGGUCACGCUCAGCUCAUUUUAGUUCAGCUUGGCAAUAAAAAUGGAACGCGGAAUGGUCAACAUCGCGAACGACGUAACUCAGAGAGUACCGGAACAGUUGGAAAUAAUAUCGGAAAUAUGGGAAAUAGUCAAGAUCAAAAAACACCAUAUGUUUUUAGUCCACUAAAGUUUGAAAAUUCGUUAGGUAAGUUACAGUAUGGAAGUGUAACUGCACCGCGAAAAAUAAUCGACGCCGACAUUAUGGGAAAUGAAAUGGCAGCCAGUGGGGCUGGUGAUGGUAACCCAAUUACUGCAAGUUCUAGUGGUACCAAUUCGUCCAUACUGAAGUCAAACAUAACACCAGCAGCUUCUAUAGCAGGUACCAUGAGUGAUUUUACAUCAUCAACUCAUCGAAAAUCGCGACAUAUUCUAUUACACAUCGAAACGCUUUACCGCAUCGUUUUAAAAUUAGAGGAUUUGAAUAAUCCUACUGCAAUCGCUACCAUUAUAAUAAAAAAGAAGAAAGAAAGUGAGCGCAUAGCGGCUUUAGAGCAAAUCGAAAAUGCCAACAAGACCCAUGAAGAGCGCAUGGCAGAAGCAUCCAAUCCAUCAACAGUAAAUCCUGCGUUGAAAAACAAAUUCACAUAUGAGAUUGAAAAGAAAGAAGCACUUGUAGCGAAGCUGAUAGCUGGACUUUCGCAGGAAGAAGUUUCAGCAAUUAUGAAUGUUCGUAAGGGGAAGACUCUAAUACGGCGUAUCAUGACAUACGUAGAAGCUCAUGAAAUUCGUUGGUCUAUUUGGAUGGGAGUUUUUUCAUCAUUGCAGAAUGUUGUAAAAAAAGAUAAGGAUGAUGUUGAUGGCGUUUUAUAUGCACUUUAUCCUGAGUUUAAAAAGCAAGUGCGUCAAGCAGACUUCGAAACGAUUGUCAGAAUUUCGGCCUCUAUACCCCUUAUCGAAAAGAAAUUUAACGGUAUAUUUUGUAGCAAGUUUGGAAUAUCAUCAUUGGUUUGCUUAGUAUUGCAAGCCGAGCGUAUCUAUAUGUCCGGUAAUGAUAGUACUCUUACUGAUGGAAACAAAGGGAAAUGGCGUAAUUUCCUAGAUCAAGUUGCAAUAUCUUUAAAUCGAACGAUUCAAAACCACACUGUUUGCGCAGAAAUCGAGUCAGAUUCAAUUCAACCACUGAUGAAUCAUUUUGCGCGUUUUGAAGAUUUGAAACUGGAUUCUCUACUGGCACUUAUUACUGAGGCCAGACAGCAAAUUAACUAAAUGAAUAAGAAUUGUGGGAAACAUAAACUUAUGAAAGAUCGUUUAUGAGAUUGCAAAACCUAAAGUUAAACUAAAUAACUCAGAUUCAUAAUAACUGUAACUGUAAACUGAAAAAUUCGUUUAAUGUUUGCCUUAUGUGCAAAUAAUUCAGAAGGGAUUUAUGCAGAAGCAUGCAUUGCAUACUUCUAAGGCGAUGUCCUGUGUUCAUGGCUACAGUUAAAUGCAUACUAAUGUUAAAAAAAAUCAUUUAGCAAAUGUCCAAGAUCAGCAACAAAAUAUCGUCUUAUCAGAUAAGGCUAUCGUUGGGCUGAUACAGCCGAAAAUAUAACAGAUUGUGUAGUUUUGGCAAAGUGGCUUUAGCUGGUAUAGGUCAAAUUUUUAUUUUAUGCUGCAGAUAUGCAUUACUGUUUGUCUUUCGAGCCAUUUUUGAUUUGAGAAAGGUAUUUUGUGUACGUUCAUUAAAUGUUAUCAAUUUUUCUUAAUUAAUAAAAAUGUGUGCUUUUAAUAUUUAACAGAUCUUUCACCACUAUUGAAACAAGCGACUUUACCAAAACAACAUAUUUGUAGAUAUAUUGAAGAGAUUGUCAAUCUUUAGCUGACGAUUUAAAGUUACAAAAGAAAAUAACAAGAACUUUGAAAUAUUUGUCGUUUUUAUCAUAGAUUUCAUGUAUAUUUAUGGGUUUUCUUUGGUGUUUUGUAAAUAUUUAAAAUAUACAUAAACUUAGUGUUAGGAUCAAAUUUUAUUUAACAAGAGAUGAAUAGAAAUAAUGAUAUCUAUUAUAGAAACAAAUUUGUAUGAACUAAAAAAUAAGACGAAGGCAUUCGACGUAUGCAAUGAAACUAAUUUGUAGUAGUCGGGACAUUUUUUAAUCUUGGAAAAUUUAUUCAUAACAUACAUAUAUACAAGCAAAUACAUAUACAAAAAAAAAUAAUAAAUAGAUAAAUGCUUCGUUUGGUGCUUCUUCUCUCACAUUGAAUAUAAAUUGUAUCAAUAAAACCAAUUAUGUUACUACAGGAUACUUACAUGAAUACAUAUGGAAAUCAUUUUUA